Molecule: messenger RNA, 1926 nt
Organism: Prorocentrum cordatum
Lineage: Eukaryota; Dinophyceae; Prorocentrales; Prorocentraceae
Source: the annotation of a GenBank genome assembly
GGCCCCUCCCUCCGACCGCCUCCCGCGGUGGGCAGCAUGCUCGCCUUCGCGGUCGCGGCCGCGGGCGGCCGCCCGCGUGCGGCCGCGGCGCUGACGGCAGAGACGCGCGCCGCGGCUCCGGUCGGGGCGUGGCCGUGGGCCCUGGGCGCGGCCACUCUGGCUGGGAGGGCUCCCGCCUGCGCCGCCGGCCCGGGCCGCGGCGGGCUGGCCGCCGCAGCCGCCGCAGCCUGUGCGCUGCGCCUCUCGCGCGCGUGCCGGGCGCCCGGCGGCAGCCGGGUGAAGGCCCCUGCCAGGACGCGUGGGUUCCGCGCCUCAUCGCACAAGAGCCACUCGCAGGAGGCCGCCACCUCGCUCCGUGCGUACGAGUCCUCGUACCUCGAGCUGGAGACGGCCGAGGUCGAGCAGGUGGCGCCCGCGAAGCCGGUGCGUGUCCGCUUCGCCCCGUCCCCGACGGGCGUCCUCCACGUCGGGGGGGCCAGGACGACGGCGCUCUUCAACUGGCUCUUCGCGAAGUCCCAGGGCGGCCAGCUGGUGCUGCGAGUGGAGGACACCGACGUCGCUCGGUCCACGGAGGAGUCCGAGGACGCGAUCCUGGAAGGCCUGAGGUGGUGCGGCAUCGACUGGGACGAGGGGCCCGACGUGGGCGGCCCCAAGGGGCCGUACAGGCAGUCGGAGCGGAUCAAGGCCGGCGUAUACCAGGAGCAGCUGGACAAGCUGCUGGCCCAGGGAAACGCGUACAAGUGCUUCCUCACCCCAGAGGAGCUGGACGCCAUGCGCGCGGAGGCGGAGAGGAACGAGGUCGCCUUCGUGGUGGACAGCCCGUGGAAGAACGCCACUAAAGAGGAGAUUCAGGAGAUGCUCGACAAAAAUGUUCCGUUCGUCUACCGCUUCCGGAUCCCCUACGACGAAGAGAUUGUGAUUGACGACGCGGUCCUCGGAGAAGUCACAUGGAAUUCGGACGACUUGGGAGGUGACUUCAUCAUCAUGCGACAGAACGGCAUGCCGAUGUACAAUUUCGCCGUCGUCGUCGACGACGCCCUGAUGGAUAUCACAUACGUGCUGCGCGCGCAGGAGCACCUCAUGAACACUCCCCGACAGUACCUCAUUUACAAAGCCCUGGGUCUGCCCGUGCCGAAGUUCGGGCACAUGCCCCUGAUCCUGGCGCCGGAUCGCAGCAAACUCUCCAAGAGGCACGGCGCUGUCUCCGUGGGACAGUAUGCGCAGAUGGGCUUCCUGCCCUCUGGGCUCGUGAACUACCUUGCCCAGCUCGGCUGGAACGACGGCACCAACAAGGAGAUCUACGACACCAGAGAGCUGCUGGAUGCCUUCACGCUCGACCGCAUGAGCAAGGUGGCCGCGAUCUUCGACACGGACAAGUGCAAGUGGGUGAAUGGACACCACAUCCGGCUUCUGCCAGACGAGAAAUCCGAGGAGCUCAUCGGUGGCGAGCUCGUGAAGCAGGGCCUGGCCAAGGAGGCCUCGGGGGAGUUUGUCAGAAGGGCGAGCGCGCUGCUGCGCGACCGCAUCGGCACCCUCACCGAGGCGGGCGAGGAGCUCAAGAGAAUGAUGGCCUACGACCUCGAAGGGAUGCUGGCCUCCGACAAGGCCAAGCAGUGGUUAGAGGACGGGUCGCUCAAGGAGACGGCCGCGCUCCUUGUCGAGGCGCACGCGCGCGGCGACUUCGACGCCGUCAGCAGCGACACCGCCGUGCUGAAGGAGAUCGCCAAGGGCAUCGGGGAGGCGAGGGGCGGCGCCAAGAAGAAGAAGCUGCUGGUGCCCCUGAGGCUCUGCCUCACCGCGGACGACACGGGCCCUGACAUGGGAAGAUUUUUCCACAUGCUGAGCUGCGUCGACGACGGCGUGACCUGCGAGUCUGUGAGCCUGGACAGGCGCAUGGAGCUCCUCAAGGAGAAGUUCGAGCUCUGA